AUUUAUCACUUGUUUUUGGAAAGCAUCACAAUGAAAUCUUACAGUUUAUUUCAACUGCUCUUUGCUGUAUUCAUUUGCAGUCCUAUAACACAGCUACACGCAGCCGAUGAUAAAGCUGCUCGUGAAGCAUGCAUCACUGAGACCAAGCUAACUGACGCCGAUGCUAAUCUGAUUAGAGGCGCCGCUGUUGUUAGUAAACUCAUUCAAAACGAUUCUGAGGCUUUGAAAUGUUUCCAGCUUUGCUACUACAAAGAACUUGGACUCAUCGAUGUUGCUGGCAAAACGAAUGCGGCUAAAACACUUGAGUAUAUGUCGCAGGCUAGCGGUAUUACAGAUAAAACCAAGUUAGCUGGCGCAUUGGGUUCAUGCAAGUCGGUCAAAGGUACCAGCCAAUGUGAUAGGCUAUAUCAAUUUGAAAAGUGCGCUUUAACCAAAUUGGGUGUUUGAAAAUAUUAUUGAUAGCAUGAAACAUUGACACAUACAUAGCUUUUGAAUUAUGACCAAACGAUUGCGCGUUUAAUAUUUUUGUUGGCUUAAAUGCAUUUUAUUUCUGUUAUACAUAAGGUUUGCUUAAAAUAAGAUUGUAUUGAAAAUGAAAAAAAUUCAAAUCAAGAUAACAUGCUCCUGCAAAUAGCACUUAUAUAACUGAAAGGCGGUGUCACACUCGUUGGCACCCUGUAAGCCAUUACAUUUGGCUAGUACAUUUCUUGGUGCGCUAUUACCAAUAGCUGGCAUUGGUAGCUUACCUUUGCCCGCUUCAUUUGGCACGCCAUUUUUUAAAAGUUCUUUCUUAUUCUCGAGACACUUUAGAAAACAUUUCGCUUUAUCAUCGAUCGCAUUGAAAUCACCCCUCUUCAAAGCGUCCAACUGCGCUGCACUUGCUCCCGACUCUUUUAGGCAAUGCUCGUAGUACUGGUGGGCUUGUGUUGGCUUAUUGGACUUCAACUGCGAAAUUAGUAAUGCAUAAAAGGAAUUUAGUGUAUAAAAUAAUAUUUUGUUCUACAGAUAUAUCUGUGCUUGCUCUUACCUCAUGUGCCGCGACAACUGCGCUGAGUGAAAUUAAAGUGGCUACAAAAAUAUUCAAUUUCAUUUCCUCGAAGUUGUAGUGUACUAUGGAGUUUAUUUUAUAGUUUUCAGCUGACGAGAGAAGUUUGCUCUAGUUUACAGCUUACACCUGUUGCGCUUAAUAUAGACACUUCGGAAAUGUUUUGAUUAUAC
Messenger RNA from Bactrocera oleae (olive fruit fly), 1218 nucleotides. RefSeq names its product Odorant-binding protein 56b (gene Obp56b). NCBI's taxonomy places the organism in Eukaryota, Metazoa, Arthropoda, Insecta, Diptera, Tephritidae. Gene Ontology annotation, molecular function: odorant binding. The record is from RefSeq and is a predicted model, not a curated record.